AUGAAGAGAGAAAGGGGAGCCCUGUCCAGAGCCUUCAGUGCCCUGCGCCUCACUCCUUUUGUCUACCUUCUUCUGAUCCAGACAGGGCCCCUGCAGGGGGUGAACAUCACCAGCCAGGUCCGCCUGAUCCAUGGCACAGUGGGGAAGGCCGCACUGCUCUCCGUGCAGUACAGCAGCACCAGCAGCGACAAGCCCGUGGUGAAGUGGCAGCUGAAGCGGGACAAGCCAGUGACCGUGGUGCAGUCCAUUGGCACAGAGGUCAUCGGCAACCUGCGACCUGACUAUCGAGACCGCAUCCGCCUCUUUGAGAAUGGCUCCCUGCUUCUCAGCGACCUGCAGCUCACCGACGAGGGCACCUACGAGGUUGAGAUCUCCAUCACGGAUGACACCUUCACCGGGGAGAAGACCAUCAACCUCACCGUAGAUGUGCCCAUUUCGAGGCCACAGGUGUUAGUGGCUUCGACCACCGUGCUGGAGCUCAGUGAAGCCUUCACCCUGAACUGCUCCCAUGAGAACGGCACCAAGCCCAGCUACACCUGGCUGAAGGAUGGCAAGCCCCUCCUCAAUGACUCGCGAAUGCUCCUGUCCUCCGACCAAAAGGUGCUCACCAUCACGCGUGUGCUCAUGGAGGACGACGACCUGUACAGCUGUGUGGUGGAGAACCCCAUCAGCCAGGGCCGCAGCCUGCCCAUCAAAAUCACCGUGUACAAAAGAAGCUCCCUCUACAUCAUCUUGUCCACAGGAGGCAUCUUCCUCCUUGUGACCUUGGUGACAGUCUGUGCCUGCUGGAAACCCUCCAAAAAAAAGAAGAAGAAACUGGAAAAACAGAACUCCCUGGAAUAUAUGGAUCAGAAUGAUGACAGCCUGAAGCCGGAAGGUGAGCUCCCAGCGGCCCACUCACCCAACCCAUCCUCACUCAGAUCAGUGGGCUUCUGGGAAAAGGCAGAACUGGGCCACAAGGAAGCCGGCUCUGCAGGGCCCCUUCCUCCACCAACUGCACGAAGACUGCAGAGCAGGGAGAGGUGCGGCCAAGCAGACACCCUCCCGCGAAGUGGAGAGCAGGAGCGGAAGAACCCCAUGGCGCUCUAUGUUCUGAAGGACAAGGACGCCCAGGAGCCCGAGGAGGAGCCUGCUCCGGAGCCCCGCGCAACGGAGCCCGGCCCGCCCGGCUACUCGGUGUCGCCGGCAGUUCCUGGCCGCUCGCCCGGGCUGCCCGUGCGCUCUGCCCGCCGGUACCCGCGCUCGCCCGCGCCCUCCCCCGCUCCCGGUCGGACGCACACGUCUCCAUCCCGGGCGCCCGGCUCGCCUGGUCGCUCGAGCAUACUUCGGACUGCGGGCGCGCGCUUGAUCCGCGAGCCGGAGGAGGCCGCCCCGGUGGGGAUCAGCGCCUGA
This is a messenger RNA of Eptesicus fuscus (big brown bat), 1392 nucleotides long. RefSeq names its product hepatic and glial cell adhesion molecule (gene HEPACAM). The transcript is spliced from 7 exons. The record is from RefSeq and is a predicted model, not a curated record. Bases 1 to 1392 code for a protein of 463 amino acids. NCBI's taxonomy places the organism in Eukaryota, Metazoa, Chordata, Mammalia, Chiroptera, Vespertilionidae.